CUACUCAAAUUUCAUAGCUUUUACCAGAAGGUACCCACAAAAGACGGGCCCCUAAAUAAUACCCCGCUCAUGAAGGUUCUUUAAAAUGUAUACAUUUUGAAUGUCCUGAACCAAAAACCAUCUAGACAAAAGCCUUCCUUUCAUCAACUUCAAAACCACCCACAAACCUUUUCUGUAUGCGUGUUUGAUACAAGAUGGCUGCUCGAAGGCGUGGUAGAGACCUGCUCGGUCCUCUUUUGGCGGUCAACUUGGUGGUGUAUCUUGUAGUUCUUGGACUGGCUGGAUGGUCCAUCGACAAAUACAUCGAUGGUCAACAGAAUCACCCCCAUUUGGGUGGGAAUCCUGCAACGAGUUUUAUGUUGUUCUUCGCUUUGUUAGCGGGGGUGGUGGGGGCUUGUUCUGUUUUUCAUGGGCUUGCGCACCUUCGGGCUUGGCGGAGUGAUAGUCUGGCUGCAGCAGGCUCUCUAGCAGCUAUCUCCUGGGCUAUUACUGCUCUUGCUUUUGGUCUGGCAUGCAAGGAAAUCAUUUUGGGAGGACACAGAGGAAAUCGCCUGAAAACAUUGGAGCUCUUUCUAUUCAUAUCGCUGCUGAUUCAGUUGCUGUACGUGGGGCUUCUGCAUGCUGGGGUUUUUAACAGUACAUAUGGACCAGGUUAUCGUAGAGACGGCAAUGGCCAUGGUGGUGGCAUUGCCAUGGGUCAUGAACCCCAGAAGACAGACACUCCUGAAACCUGAAACUUCUCGCACGCACAUUCUGAAACCGGAAAGAACCACUUGUGGGGUACCAACAAUUGCUGCCAAAAGGUUUCCCAACGAGGAGUACAAGAAAAAAAGGGGUACCAAAAGAAACAAACAACAUUAAGCCAAAAGCUUGGCAAUUUUAUCUCAUCAAAUUGUUCUUUCUUUAUUGGUUUGUUGAUAAGUUUUUGAGUGACUUAUUCUGUUUCUAAA
Molecule: messenger RNA, 950 nt
Organism: Carya illinoinensis
Lineage: Eukaryota; Viridiplantae; Streptophyta; Magnoliopsida; Fagales; Juglandaceae
Product: membrane protein PM19L-like
Exons: 5
Coding region: 195-734 (179 amino acids)
Source: RefSeq, a predicted model, not a curated record